CUCGAUUCUGGAAAGCCAGGGGAGCGGAGGAGCAGCAGCGAUGGAGGGAAGCAGCAGGUGCCAGGAUCAUGAUGGCGAAUCUGUCGUUGCGAUGCGGUGUUGUCGCGCUGCUAGUAGUGGUAGUAGCAGCAGCAGCAGCAGCACUUGGUGUUGAGGCGCUCGAGCGGUCUUGAGGCUGGCUGGUUGGUUGGCUAGCUGGCGGAAGGGCGGGCGCGCGGGCGGGCGGGCAUGCUUUCUGGGCGGGCGGUCAAUUCUGGUCUGCAGGUCUUGUAAUCACGAGCAGCAGCAAGAAGUAGAAGAAGGAGAAGAGAGGGAAAGCGCGAGGGAGCGAGCGAGAGAGAGAGAGAGGGUCGUUCGCGUCGUUCGUUCUGUUCGUUCGUUGAAGUGUUCUUCGUUCGUUCGAUAGUUCGUUCGCUCGCUCAUAAGCUCGAGCUACCAACCUAUCGACUGCUAAAAACUUCAAGAAAAGAAUUAAUCGUUUGUCUUGUUGACAGACGGACUAUAUUAUCGGCUGGACUAGAACAUCCGGCGCCUCGCGAGACGAGAGGACGAGUCUCUCGUUCGCGUGGAGACAAACAAGAAAGAAGGAAAGGUGACGAGGGACUCGGACUCGGACUCGGACUCAGGGUCGAAAAAGUCAGCUCGACUGCGGGCCGCCCCAUCGCCUUGUGGUUGCUUAGAUUGAUAGAGGUCUAAGAUUGCAGAUGGUCAACUGAUGAUAGAUCGAGAUCGAGUUCAAGUUUUGCGGAUAGUCAACGAGUCAUCGAGUGGGGCGUGUCAGUGAGGGAGGGAGGGCACGAACGAGGGGCGUGUGGUGCGAGAAGGGAGUCGGAAUGUUGAGGCAAUGGGUGCCGAGGGCGGACGGGAUUGCGAUGCGAGUGAACUUUGCGCAGGAGGAGGAGGGCGCUGGUGUGCGGAAGCUGAGGAGAUGAGGUUCUUGGUGGUUUGUUCUGCGUGUGUCUUUGAUAGGGGUGGAAAGUGGAAUCCUGCGCAGGGGGGUUUAGCUUCGUAGAACAUUGGGUUUUAUGCAACACGACGACGUUCGCUCUGACAGUUGAUUGAAUCAGGUUUUUAGUGCAGCAUCUGGGAUGGCGGGCGCCUAUAGGGCGUUGGCUUGGGUGCUGUUUUUGUUCACGAUACUUUGGGACAGAGCAGAAGGGCAGCAGGAUGGUAGAAGUGACGGGCUGGCGCUGGAGAAAUUCAUGGACAGUGUUCGUCCUGGGCAUAGUGAUAAUUACAACGCGACGGUGAAUCCUUGUGACUGGAAUGCUGCGAGGGUGCAGUGCGUGAACAGCGGGCGUGUCUCCAUGUUGAAUUUGACUGGCUUUGGUCUAUCAGGACAAAUCCCGCCGGGCACACUUUCGAACUUGACAUUCCUGACGGACUUGAAUCUUUCCGACAAUAAUCUGACGGAGUCUCUUCCGAUCGACUUGCCGCAGCUUGCGAAUCUCGUAAAUUUGAAUCUCGCGAGGAAUAAUUUCAGCGGAUCGGUUACGGAUAUUGUUCGGGCUCUUUCUGCACUCGUGCAAGUCGAUCUAUCCACAAACAAGUUCGAAGGUGAUGUUCUGAAUGCCUUUCAAUCUCUCAGGGCGCUCACAAAUCUGGACCUGUCGGGCAACAAUUUUAACGGGACGAUUCCUGACGGGUUUUGCGAUGCACCACGUAACCUCCGAACCUUACAUUUGGGCUCGAACAGGUUCACUGGGCUGAUUCCCACGAGCUUUGAGCGCUGUGCUUCUCUGCUGAGCUUAAAUCUUUCAUCGAACAGUUUCGUGGGGCCCUUCCCAGACGCCUUAAGUAAGAUAUCUACGUUGGAGGAACUGCAUCUUGCGAGAAAUGACUUCAGCGGACCCAUACCGGACACGUUAUUCCAGUCGCUCAGGCUCAGACACUUGAAUCUGGCGUACAACAGUCUGACUAACCCGGUGUCGAUUUCGACUGGGACUGGGGGAAAUCUUUCAGUGGUUGAUCUGGAGUCCAACCUGCUAGAUGGCGACACCGUGAUUAGCAACUUAUUGCAAUUUCCCCAACUCAGAGUCUUGAAACUAGGGAGGAACAAGUUCUCAGGCCCCCUGAAAACUACUCGGCUGCCCGCUUUGUUGCUGAGUCCGCUGGAGGAUGUGGAUCUUCACGGCAAUAACUUUUCCGGGAAGCUUCCAAGCCUUGCCGCUGGUCUUCUCAGGCUGGAUUUCAGUUCCAAUUCUUUCAGCGGACCUGUGCCAGGGUUGAACGAUGUCCAAUCGUUGGAGUACCUGGAUCUUUCCUUCAACCAAUUCGAAGGAGGCCUUCCGCCAGACAUCAGCCUUCAGUCGAGCCUGAAACGACUCGGUCUAGCUGACAACCAGUUGAGUGGAAGCGUGCCAUCCUUGUCCGCCAUGGUCUCCCUGGAGUACUUGGAUCUUUCCUCCAACUUAUUUACGGGAGCAUUUCCAUCAAAUGUCACCCUUCUGUCGAACCUCACACGACUCAACGUAGCCGACAACGGGUUUUCCAGUUACACAUUGCAGCAGCUCGUGUCUCUGUCCAACUUAGCCAGACUGGAGGUCUUGAAUCUCUCAAGAACCAAUCUAGGCGGCAACAUCUCGUCCGCGAUUGGUGACCUUAAACUGCUGAAAGUUCUCGACCUGUCGUUCAAUGAUCUCGUGAACGAUAUCCCAGCGGAGAUGGGCAAGUUGAAGGAUCUGGAGAAUUUGAACUUGGCUUCUAACCAUUUGCAGGGAGCGAUUCCGGACGAUAUGACCCUCUUGACGUCUCUGAGCAGCUUGGAUCUCUCCAACAACAAUUUGAGCGGCAUCAUUCCAACCAAAAAUCAGUGGUUGACUUACACGAAUUCUUCCUUUGCGGGAAAUCCGUAUCUGUGUGGUUUACAGCUCAAUGUCCCUGAUUCGGAGUGCUCGCAAGGGCCCAAAGGAACACUCAGUUCUGAGGGGGCCUCGGAUUCCGACGAUAGGAAGGGCCUCAUCAUCGGCCUGGUUACCGCUCUUGCAUUCGUGGUGCUGGUCGCCGUUGGUAUGUUCAUCUGGUGUCGAGUGUCCAUGGCCGUGAAACCAUUAAGCAAGGAUGAAACCAGGCACGUGUCGGGUCCCAUCCUCUUCGACAAAGAUGCAGAAUUGUGGGCAAAGGGAAUCAAGGAUCCGCACAACAUCCCGGUCGUCAUGUUCGAAAAGCCUCUACUCAGCUUGACUUUCGCCGACCUCUUGCAGGCAACAGCCAACUUCAACAAAGAGCUGCAGAUUGCUGACGGUGGCUACGGUCCUGUAUACAAGGGAAUGCUGGCAGAUGGUACCCAGUUCGCAAUCAAAGUUCUUGUGGAAGUCAAAUUCGCCGAUGGCAAGGAUGCAGUUGCGAAAAUUGAGGCACUAGCAAAAAUCAAGCAUCCAAACCUAGUCACACUCGCGGGUUACUGCCUCGUUGGAGAGGACAGCCUUCUCAUUCACGAGUACAUGGUGAACGGAGACUUGCAGAGAUGGCUACACGAACUGCCAGAGGGAACUCGAAAUCCGGAGGACUGGAGUAGGGACACUUGGGAGCACUUGGACGAGCCUAAUGCGGAUGACCUUUCCGGCGAAUUUCUAAGCUGGCCAACACGUCACAAGAUUGCGCUCGGGGUCGCUAGAGGUCUUGCCUUUCUGCACCACGGCAAUUCCCCUCAUGUUGUACAUCGAGACGUCAAAGCGAGCAACAUUCUGCUGGACGAGUCCUUCGAGGCACGCCUGGUGGAUGCCGGGCUCGCUGGCGUUGGGAAGCCCAGCGGAACUCCUGUCAACGGAGGGACUAUGGGUUAUGUUCCUCCCGAAUAUGGCCAGACCUGGCAGGCUACCACGAGGGGGGAUGUAUACAGUUUUGGAGUCGUGCUGUUGGAGCUAGUGACCGGGAGAAUGCCCACGGGUCAUUACUUCCACGACAGCUAUGGAGGAAAUCUGGUGGGGUGGGUUCGAAUGUUGAUCAAAGAUAAAAGAGAGCUGAAGGCCCUGGAUCCGAAGCUUGUAAGUCGAGGAGACGUCGCCCAGAUCCAAGAAGUGCUGAGAAUAGGUUAUCUGUGCACUGCGGAAGCUCCCUCAAAGCGACCUACUAUGCAGCAAGUCGUCGGUUUGUUGAAGGACUGUCAACCCGAGCCCUGAUUCUCUGUGUUGCCUCCUUGAGAGAUCCCGAAGAAUCUGAAGAUUGAGCCCACACCUUGCUGUCAGGAGGGCCUUCAACCAGAUGAAAGCUGCGAAGUGGUUGUUGCGGUUGGAGGUUUUCUUCUGUCUUUUCUUUUCUUUUUGAGGAUCGGAUUUAAUCCUGGCUUCUAGAAGAGAAUUCUGCCCUCGUCAUUUUGCACCCGAAUCCAUCAGACACCAUGGCCAAUAGACAGUCCGUGCUCCCAGUGUAAUAGUCUUUGAUUCAGAGUCUGUAUAUGAAAGAUCGUUGUUCUCGAUUGUGAGAGCCACUGGGAUCUCUAAACCAAGUUUGGAUUGGUGCUCAUGCUUUGGAUGAGAUGAAGCACUUAUGCAGUUAUGCUUCCAUACGGAGAAAAAUGUCCCUUGCAUUGUGACAUCAUUCACUCAUCCCCCGAUGUGGUACUUUGUGAAGAGGUUGAAGUUGGGAUUCCGGCCUCUGCUCUAGCAUGAGGCAUUUGUACUUUCCCUGCAUCUCCCGCCCUUUGUCUGUGUCCACGAGCUUAGGUCUUUGUUAUUAUCAAGUCUGACUUUCUUUUCGUCUUCAACCAGUCGAGUACCCGAUAGUUGCACAUUUGUGUUUCCAUAGGAACAGGAUCAAACAUCCGCUUGUACAUAAAGUGUCUCCAUAGCUCGAGUGUUCGUUAGAUAGUAUUUUGUUGAUUCACUGACAGUGUUCCUCUUGGCCCUUCGGACGCGUUUGCCUCCCCCCUCCCUUGUACAUGAGAAAGAGAAAUUUUGUUCGCAGUCAAGCUCAUCUAAAAACGGCGAACGUUGUCUAUGGAGCUGUCACAGAUGAUUUUCUUCAUCAUCAUGUAAAGUUAAACGUGGAUGAGGAUGUUGGAUAGGAGUUUCUCUACUUGUUAUCUAUGUCAUUUACCAAUAAAAAUAUUUCAAUGUGGAGCUUCU
This is a messenger RNA of Marchantia polymorpha subsp. ruderalis, 5066 nucleotides long. The record is from the annotation of a GenBank genome assembly. NCBI's taxonomy places the organism in Eukaryota, Viridiplantae, Streptophyta, Marchantiopsida, Marchantiales, Marchantiaceae.